Molecule: messenger RNA, 1268 nt
Organism: Pieris brassicae (large cabbage white)
Lineage: Eukaryota; Metazoa; Arthropoda; Insecta; Lepidoptera; Pieridae
Product: collagenase-like
Exons: 5
Coding region: 89-907 (272 amino acids)
Biological process (GO): proteolysis
Molecular function (GO): serine-type endopeptidase activity
Source: RefSeq, a predicted model, not a curated record
UUAAUCAUGCAUUUGCACACCAAUUAAUGUACGAACCAGUGUAUAAAAGGAAAGUUUCUGACAUAUAUUUUUAUAGACAUUUAAAGCCAUGAGGUUACUUAUAUUAAUCAGUGUAUUGAUAACCAUCAAUAAUGCUUGUGGAGAGUACGAGCCAAUAGUAAGAAACUAUCAUGGAGAAGUUGGUAUCCCGGAAGCAGCGCGUAUCAGGGCAGCAGAAGCAGCCAUGAGACCCAAUAAUGAAGCAGUGAAAUUUCCUUAUGUGGCAGGUUUAAUCAUCAAAUUAACGAGUGGUGAGGAGUCCGUGUGCAGUGCCUCUCUUCUAUCUCAUACUAUAUUAGUGACAGCUGGUCAAUGCUGGCGCACCAACUAUCACCAAGGAGAGACGAUGACAGUUGUCCUUGGAUCCAAUCUCCUUUUUUCUGGUGGUGUUCGAGUCGACACCAAUAAUGUAAAUGUACAUACAAGCUACAAUAUGGACAGGGUAACAAACGACGUCGCGGUGGUCACCAUAAAGCACGUUGAUUUUACAGACAAUAUAAAUUCAAUACCAUUGGACUCAAGAAUGAACCCUGAUUUCUAUGGAACGACAUCAACUGUAGUUGGGUUUGGUACAGUUGGAGCUGAUAAUGAUCGUAAGUAUUCAAUGAGGGAUAUCAAGGUCGAAAUAAUACGUCAAAACCAAUGUUACUUUGUAUUUGGUUACAUGGCAAUAGUUGCUUCAGUAAAUUGCGCUAAAAAUGUCGUUGGUAACAUUUCCUGUACUGGUGACACUGGAGGUCCUCUAAUCAUUAAUAAUACGUUGGGUGGCAUUGCAUCUUUUACCGGACCCCAAGGUUGCGAACGUAAUAUACCUGUUGCCUAUACCUUAAUAGUUUACGCUGUUGGUUGGAUUAGUCAAUUCUUAUAGACUGUUUAAAAGUAAAGAUUAAAUUGAGAAUUUUUUAUUAUAAAAUAUAACCGUUGGUUUAAAUUUUGAGAAUGUACUCAGAGAAUAUUCGUCCAUCUGAACAUCUAUAGUGACAAAUAUCCUUAUUUUUAUGUAGCAACAAACAAAAAAAAAGUUAACAAAACGCGAAGUAACUUCCAAAAUGGAGCGUUGUUCGUGGAUUAUCUUAAUUAUACAAACCAGACGUUCAUGAAUAUUUAACCGUCAAACUUCUCUAACUUAAUUUCUGUACUGUAUUUGAUGGUAAAACAUCUCAACGUAUUUAUAGCAUUAAAAAUACAUUUUUGUUCAAAUUUCCGAACGAAUGUAUAAAUAGACAGCG